Molecule: messenger RNA, 1807 nt
Organism: Hibiscus syriacus
Lineage: Eukaryota; Viridiplantae; Streptophyta; Magnoliopsida; Malvales; Malvaceae
Product: E3 ubiquitin-protein ligase At4g11680-like
Exons: 4
Coding region: 841-1725 (294 amino acids)
Source: RefSeq, a predicted model, not a curated record
CGAACUGAAAUUGUUUUUACUCUAAAAAAACGCACCAGGACAAUACGAACCUCGUUUGUGCCAAUACCAAAUGGAUGAUCCCUAUCAGCUGAACAUAACAAUAUCGUGGGGGAACGGCUUGGUUGGAUUUGGUGGCCACGCCAGAAAGGGAAACAGAAGAGACAAGGAAGAGAUUUGCAGUUGAAGUAGCAGUGGUUUGCUUACAGAAGACACAAUAACCCUCAGGGAAGUUAGGCCAAAGGUUAGUUUUCCUCCUGGUUCGCCUCUUUCUUUUCACUUGGAAUCAAAGCAAAGGUUAUUUUUUUCCCCAAUGGAUUUUACUUUUCAUCUCCCCUUUGUACCCCCCUUCUAUAUAUCUCCUUCAAUACCCACCUGAGUUUUUCAGUUUUUGUAUAUGUUGCUUGCUUUUUUGGGAGGUGAAUUCUUUAUAAAAGUGUGGGCCUUUGUUAGUUUUUACCGGUUGCUUUGCUAUCUGGAGAUGGGUUUUUUUAUUAGUCUUGAUUUGGUGGGUUAAGAGUUUGGUUAGUGCCUGCAGAUAUGCAAGCCUACCUGGUAUUUGUUUUAUGAACUAGCGGAUCAUCAUAUAUUGAUGAUCAUCAGUUUCAUAUCAUUUGUUCUAAAGGAUUGCAUCUAAUUGUUGGUACCAUGUAAAUUUUGUUUGAGAGUUAGAAAUUUGGAAUCAUGAUACCAGAUACUCUUUUCAACCAGAUUCAAUGUGUAAUUCAAGCACACCAGUUCCGUUUUCAUCAAAUCCUCUUGGGGAAGAACAUAGGAUUGCUUUAGGUACACGUAAUAGGUUUCCUCGUGACCCAUCUUCUUCUAUCUUGUUAAAAAACCGCGAUGAGGAUAUCUAGGGCGAGGUGGUUUAACUUCUUGAGAAGAGUUUUUCAUUACCAAAAUGGAUCAAGGUCUGAUCUUGGAUCCAACCCUUUUAAUUCCAGUACUUGGAUGAUGCUGGAGUUCUUGGCUUUGGUUAUUCAAAUAAGCAUCAUUUCAUUCACUUUGGCUAUUUCAAAGGAAGAGAGGCCUAUUUGGCCUAUGAGAAUGUGGAUUGUUGGAUAUGAUAUUGGUUGUCUCCUUAGUUUGUUACUUCUUUAUGGGAGUUAUCAUCAUCUUCACCUAUCUCAAGCAGAUCGUUUUGGCCUUUCCGACAUCGAACAACAAAGAACAAAUGAAGAAUCAAGGAGCUCACAUUUGAUGAAUAGAUACCGGACUUCACUAGAGCUGUUCUUUGCAAUAUGGUUUGUAAUGGGAAAUGUCUGGGUGUUUGAUUCUCGAUUUCGAUCCUUCCAUCGAGCUCCGAAUCUCCACGUACUUUGUAUCUCAUUGUUAGGUUGGAAUGCUCUGAGCUACUCUUUCCCAUUCCUGUUGUUCCUACUCCUAUGUUGUUGUGUACCACUUAUCAGCAGCCUCCUAGGUUACAACAUGAACAUGGGUUCUAUCGACAGAGGAGCAUCUGAUGAUCAGAUCUCCAGGCUGCCUAGUUGGAGAUACAAAGAAAUCAACUCCAGCUUAGAGCUCGAUCAUGAUUCGGACUGCUAUACAAGCCGGGCAAAUGAAGAUCCGGAGUGCUGCAUUUGCCUAGCCAAUUAUAAAGACAAAGAAGAAGUGAGGCAGUUGCCAUGUUCCCACAUAUUUCACCUCAAGUGUGGAUCAAUGGCUCCGAAUUAUAUCUUGCUGUCCUCUUUGCAGACGACAACUGUACACAUAGACAAAGAAAGAUAAAAACUAUUACUUGGAUUUUAAAUACAAGUACGUUCCAACAUUUUAAGAAGAACGAAGAGUUGGAACAACGUAAGAAAUAAAA